ACCUGAAACGGAAAAUGUAGAAUUUCCUCCUUCAUACAGCUGUGUGGCAGCACAUGUCCAACCCAGACAUGCAGGUGAUAUAACUUGUUUCUCCAUCCACUCCCAUUGAGUGAGGAUGCGUCUGUUCCCCACCUGGGCCCUGUCCUUCUCCCUGCUGACGGCCUUCCACCCGGCGAGUGCCACCGUGUCAAACAGCUUCAGAGACUGCAGCCAUUUUUUCUACAUGGAGACUCCACCUGCAGGGGUCGGAGGGCACAGCCUGAGGAGGAUCUGCCAGAUGUACGCAGACAAAGCGCGCUAUGCCACAUUGUACGACAGCAGCCGCCGUCUACCCCUCUACUCGGCCUACAUCUUUCAGAAGUCCGAUGGGAAGAGCAGGAUGGACACACCCUGGAUGUUUGAGCCUCAGGUACAGAGAGUGAAUUAA
Messenger RNA from Pleuronectes platessa (European plaice), 427 nucleotides. Its product is annotated as endonuclease domain-containing 1 protein-like. The record is from RefSeq and is a predicted model, not a curated record. Lineage: Eukaryota; Metazoa; Chordata; Actinopteri; Pleuronectiformes; Pleuronectidae. Bases 116 to 427 code for a protein of 103 amino acids. The transcript has a single exon.